Messenger RNA from Micromonas pusilla CCMP1545, 1350 nucleotides. RefSeq lists its product as uncharacterized. Bases 1 to 1350 code for a protein of 449 amino acids. The record is from RefSeq and is a predicted model, not a curated record. The transcript is spliced from 3 exons. Lineage: Eukaryota; Viridiplantae; Chlorophyta; Mamiellophyceae; Mamiellales; Mamiellaceae.
AUGCCUUCGCUCUCCAAACACCUCGGGCUGCGGCCCAAGCCGCGGCCGCGCGCGUCGUCGUCGUCGUCGUCGUCCGCGGAGGAGCUGUUCCCCGCGUCGUCGCGCGCGAACGCGCCGCCGCCGCCCGGCUCGGGGACGGGGACGGCGGGGACGGCGACGGGGACAUCCCCGUCCCCAUCCCCGUCCCCGUCCCCGUCCCCGAACCCGCCGGGGGGGGCUGGCUCGACGAGGCGCGCGUCGCACGGUCGACGCGUGUCGUUCGUCGCGCCCGCGGACCUGCCCCCGGUGGAGCCGAUACGGGAGUCCCCGCGCUCGCCGCCCGCGGACGCGGCGAAGAGGGAGCGCGGGCGGACGCUCAUGCGACGGACGUCCACGCGGACGGUGAUGCAGGCGGUGCGGGAGAUGGACGCGAUGGAGGACGACAAAGGCGUGUCUGGUCCCCGUCCCCGUCCCCGUCCCCGUCCCCGUCCCCGUCCCCGUCCCCGCGCCGCGCUGUCCGGCGGCCUCCUCCCGACGGGAUUUUUUUUGGCGGUCCCGUCGCUUGCGCUCGCGCUCGCUCCGCGUCCUCUUCGCUCACGGAACCCCCCCCACUCCACAGGUCCGCUCGAGCGCAUGAAGGACCGCGUCCCAGACCCGCCGCCGUACUCCCGCCUCGGCGGCGAUUCCUCCUAUCUCAAAACGCCGCGUCAGUACAGGCAAGAGGACGGCACGCUCGGGCCGAAGCGCCCGCCGCGGAAGGCCUACGUCGUCGCCGCGCGAAGAGAGUGGGUACGUUCUAUACACUGGUCCCCAUACGAUGGCGUUCGCGUGGCGGACCUCGUGCACUACUGUCGCAUCACCGGCGGGUGCGAGGACGUGACGAAACACGGCAGGUGCUACAAAACCGGCGUCGGGGUUCUCCACGCGGAGCACCGCGCGUACCUCUCCAAGAUGGGGCUCGAGCCGGAGACGGACGCGAACGGUCACUGGUACGGGUUCGACCCAUCGAAGUUGAACCCUCUGGACGACCCCGAGCACGUGAUCAACCAGGUUAUCGGCACCGCGUGGCGGAACCACAAGCCCGUGUGUCACCCGGAUAACUGCCAAGACCUGCAACGCGGCCCCGUGGGGUUCGACACGAACGGUCACAAGGACGGAUACGUCGUCGGCGAGGACGAGCCCAUCGGCCCGGGCCCGUGGGACAAAGGCUUCGACGAGCUGCGCGCCGUACUGUCGGACAAGGAGAAGAUCAGGGAGCAGUUCGCGGCGGCCGCGUCGGACAUCGCCAAGGCGGAGGAAAACGACGCGUGCAAGGAGAUCCUCGGAUGCGGUAGGCUACAGCACGACGGAAGUACGCGUGUGCCUUCGUGA